AUGGAUGGUGGCAGUAAAAGAAAGAUUUGUCCUACUGAUGAGACAUCUACUGUAAAAAGGUCUAAGCAUACAAAGCUAUUCCCCAUCCCUGUACUACCGUUUGCGCCUGUAAGACAAGAUGAGAGACAGCAUUACUUGAAACUGCUGUACGAGCAGUAUAAAAAAGUUCUAGAUGAAUCUGAUACUUCUGCUAUUGAUUUAUCUGUUGAAAAGGAAUACCAACUAUGCAAGAUCGCAAAAACACGAAUGGAAUAUAUGAAUUGUGUGAAAAAGUUGAUGUUCAACUUGAAAAAGUAUGGAUUAGAGGACGGCAAUCAGGCAGCUGCCAAACCGAAAUUUGGGGGCUCAUCGGGCGAUAUUUAUGCACGGCUAACUAAAUUAUGCAUAUCCAAACAAAAUCUUGUUGAACAUGGUUUCGUCAUGGACUUGCCAGAAGUGGUGAGGGUCGAAGAUGUCGACGAUAUCGUUGAAUGUGAACACUGUCAUAAUAAAUUUUCGAGGCGUGACCAGUACGAAGCAAAGGGUCAGAAAAAUACUUGCCGUUUUCAUCCCGGAAAAAUGUUGUUGGUAAGCAAUUCAAAUCUCCGUGGUGGUGGAAGAAGAGUUGGUAAUCGAGAAUACUCUAGUAGGUAUCACACUUGUUGCCACGAGUUGAAAGGUCAGAGUGAAGGAUGUCGUAAGCUAUCAAGUCAUGUUUUCAAGCCAAAGGAGCCGAGUACUCUUCAUUGGUUUAAGCCUUUUCAAACUAUUGGUGCUUUAAGGAAGAGUUUAGAUAUUCGAGACAAUGAAAAGCUGCAAAUCGAGAGGAAGAAGAAGAUCAAAGCCAUUGGAAUUGACUGUGAGAUGUGUUUCUCGAAUAGAGGUUUCGAGUUGACCAAGGUUAGUGCUGUGGAUUUUCGUACUAUGAAGCCUAUCCUCAAUAACUUGGUUAUUCCUGAUGGAGAUCAGGUGAUUGACCUAAAUUCAGAUGUCUCCGGUGUUUAUUCUGUACCUAAAGAAGGAGAUCCUGGUACUUUAACUUUCGACGAAGUGAUGGUGAAAAUGGCCCAAUUGACUGAUAAAGAUACAAUUAUCGUUGGCCAUGGGCUUGAAAAUGAUUUGAAUGUACUGAGAUUAAUAUACGACAAGAUUGUUGACACUGCAGUUCUUUUCAGUGAAAAUCAGAUUGAUCCUAUGAGAAAAGAUCCCUUGAAGAAAUUAGCAUGGAAAUAUCUUAGUAAGAAUAUUCAGUUAAAUGAGCAUGAUCCUCUUGAAGAUGCCGAAAUUCCUGUGGAAAUCGUGAAAAAGGUACUUUCAUCAAAGAAAUACAUACAGCUGAUAUAA
Molecule: messenger RNA, 1323 nt
Organism: Brettanomyces nanus
Lineage: Eukaryota; Fungi; Ascomycota; Pichiomycetes; Pichiales; Pichiaceae
Exons: 1
Coding region: 1-1323 (440 amino acids)
Cellular component (GO): nucleus
Molecular function (GO): nucleic acid binding; exonuclease activity
Source: RefSeq, a predicted model, not a curated record